AUGGUCAUGAUUGCAGUCGCGACACGCUCCCUUGUGUUCCUUGCUUUAGCCCUCAUUUAUCAUUCCAUCGCAGUUCUAGCGUUUGACAUCACUCGCAACGAUAAUCUUGCUGUGUAUUGGGGACAGGACUCUGCUGGCAACCAAAAACAACUUUCUACCUACUGUGCAGAUGCAACGAUAGACAACGUCAUCUUGGCUUUCCUCUAUAUCUUCAACGGCACAGGUGGUGAGCCUGUCAUCGACUUUGCCAAUAUAUGCAAUCAGUACGAUGACAGUGUUUUUCCUGGAACUGCUCUCGCCAACUGCUCGUUCAUGGCAUCUCAGAUCGAGGCAUGUCAGGCGAAAGGAAAGAUUGUGACGCUCAGUCUUGGAGGUGGGACCGGUCAGGUAGGCCUCUCGUCGACGACAGUUGCGCAGAACUUCGCGAACAAGAUCUGGAAUGAGUUUCUGGGCGGGUCGAGCACGACGAGACCCUUUGGCAGUGCAGUCCUCGACGGUGUCGAUUUAGACAUAGAGAGUGGCUCACCAAAUCACUACUCUGCAUUUGUCAAUCGAAUCAGAUCACAUGCUAGCGGCGCAUCGAAGAAAUACUAUGUUACGGCUGCUCCUCAAUGCCCGUUUCCUGAUGCCAACAUCGGUGCAGCUCUGAAUGCCGCGUCAUUCGACGCUGUCUUUGUACAGUUCUACAACAACUAUUGUGGCCUCGAUCAACCCGACGAUUACAAUUUUAAUACAUGGGAUGACUGGGCGCGCUCCGGCUCUGCGAAUCCGGACAUCAAGGUAUACAUCGGUGCAGCGGCUAGCGCGAAUGCUGCAGGAGAGGGAUAUGUAGACAUCGGAACUCUGGAGAAUUAUGCCACGAAUGGUCAGGAUACAUUUGACUCUUUCGGUGGGGUCAUGCUGUGGGAUGCCUCAGAAGCGUACACGAAUCAUCGCUAUGAUAAAGCGAUUAAGAAUGCGAUGACGGCUAAUGCUGCUCGCAGUAAAGUCGAAGAGAGAAAGAGCAAGGGUCAUUUGGAGUCUACAUAUCCGGCAGAGAAGCCCUUCCUGCAUGUGCAGCUUUGA
This is a messenger RNA of Heterobasidion irregulare TC 32-1, 1065 nucleotides long. RefSeq names its product glycoside hydrolase family 18 protein. NCBI's taxonomy places the organism in Eukaryota, Fungi, Basidiomycota, Agaricomycetes, Russulales, Bondarzewiaceae. Gene Ontology annotation, molecular function: chitinase activity. Gene Ontology annotation, biological process: carbohydrate metabolic process. Gene Ontology annotation, cellular component: extracellular region. Bases 1 to 1065 code for a protein of 354 amino acids. The transcript is spliced from 10 exons. The record is from RefSeq and is a predicted model, not a curated record.